Messenger RNA from Thecamonas trahens ATCC 50062, 1430 nucleotides. RefSeq names its product butyrate response factor 2. Lineage: Eukaryota; Apusomonadida; Apusomonadidae. Gene Ontology annotation, molecular function: mRNA binding; metal ion binding. The transcript has a single exon. The record is from RefSeq and is a predicted model, not a curated record. Bases 173 to 1093 code for a protein of 306 amino acids.
CACUCCUCCCGCAGCUAGUCUUCGUGAAGACUCGCCGACCCAUACCAAAGUGUGGCCACAAGCGUACUCUCUCUCCUGCCUUUUGCAUCUACCACCAGCUAGGUUGUGCAUUAUUCUCGCUCGCGUCGCACUGUAACCCGCCCGCUCUCCGCACCACAAGAGCUGCCUCACAAUGACUGGCCCCCGCCCGCCUCGGUCGUCCGACAACGCCCACUUGCGGCAGAACAGAGCGGAUACGGCAUCGGGCAUGAGCCGCAACUACGGCCCGUCGUCGUACGACGAGAGCUCUGUCUCGUCCAUCUCCUCGGUCUCAUCGUCUUCGUCAUCAUUGUCUGCUGUUGAUAGUCGCUCGCACAUGCGUCGCUCCUCUCUUGACAAAGCCAACCAUUGUUCACGAACGUCAGGCUCGAAUUUUGCCGCGUGUCAAAAGAAUCGUCAACGUUCAGGAAGGCACCGCCCGCGGACGCGGACGCGGACGCUCUCGACCUCACCGCCGACCUCAUCCGGCUCACUGUCUGCGUCGAGCUCGCGCUCGCCGUCGCGCGGCAGCGCUCGCCGCGGUGAGUCGCGGGAGGCGUUGCAAGGCUCCAAGUACAAGACUGAGCUCUGCAAUGCUUGGUCUGAGACUGGGACUUGCCGUUAUGGCGAUCGGUGCCAGUUUGCACACGGCACCGCCGAGCUCCGCCCGGUUGUCCGCCAUCCCAAGUACAAGACGCAGGAGUGCAAGUCGUUCUGGACCACCGGCAUGUGUCCGUACGGUACCCGCUGUAAGUUUAUUCACUCCGAGAAGAGCCUCCCGCCGCAGCCCGACGUGCUGCGCUCGGUCCCGCUCGCCCUGCGGACCACCAAGGGCGAGCUCCUCGCCGAGAUCGUCAACCCAGACCUUCCACCGUCCCCGGCACUUGUCAAGCAGGCCGCAUUGCCGUCACCGCCGAUUUUCUACACAAGUCCCAUCCUCGACGAGGAUGCCGACGCUAUCCUCGCCCGUUACGGACCGGCGCCGUCGCUGCCUUGGCUCUCCGCAGCCUCGGACAACUGUGGCAGCCCCACCGCCAGCGGCGGGCACACCUCGACUUGCGGUUCCAGCGCGUGAGAAGUCUUCAGAGUCCAGAGUUUCUGACAACAUCUCUCUCAUUCUCGUCCUCCUUCCUCUCUCUCUCCCCCCUCCCCCCCCUCUUCUCAAGUUGUCGUCGUCGUUGGCAGACGAUGAAUCGCUUGUCGUGUCCGCUCGGCUUGGUCGGAGCCGCAUCCCGGGACGACCGCACAACAACAAAAACACCGACCUACUACUUGCCCAUUAGCCACGCAGCAGGACGCACAUGCCAGAGUCGUGGCGUUAUGAGACGCCGAGCUCGACAACAACGUCGUCGUCGUCGUUGUCAGACGCCGAGUCAUCGCCGGCACCGGCGAGGACCGGAUCGCUCGGCGAG